GCCUACGCGCGGCGGGGCCGAGCGCAGAUGGCGGACGCUGAGGGCCGAGGCGGCUCCGCGGGCCGAGAUGGCGCGGCUGGUGGCGGCGCUGCGGGGUCGGCUGUGGCAGCUGCAGACGGAGCUGUGCGAGCAGGAGGUCUCGGAGGCGUCGUCCCGGGCCUACUGCCGCGGCUUCUGCCAGACACUUCUUCACUACGCUGGCAGUCGGGGUGCUUCGGAACAUAUUUUACCUUUUUUGGAAGUCUAUCGGAUCUCCAUCCAAAGCUUUGCGAAUGCACGGCCUUACUUGACCACGGAAUGUGAGGAUGUUCUCUUGGUGCUGGGCAGGCUGGUGCUGAGUUGUUUUGAGCUACUCCUUUCAAUUCCUGAAAGUGAAUUGCCACAUGAGGUGUGGCUAGAAUUCCAUCAGUCCAUACAGGAUUCACAUGAUGCUUUACUGGAAUUUGGGAAUAACAACCUCCAAGUACUGGUGGAUAUCACAAGGGAAGGAGUAUGGAAAAAUCCAGUUCUUAUGAAAAUUCUAUCCCAGCAACCUGUAGAAACAGAGGAAGCAAAUAAAUUGAUUACACGAGAAGGGCCUUCCUUUCUGCAGAUGCGAAUAAAACAUUUGAUGAAGUCCAACUGCAUCCCUCAAGCCACUUUCUUGUCAAAACUGUGUGCAGAUUGUCCAGAUAUUGCAAAUGUUGCAUCUUUUCGCCAAGCCUACAUCACGUGUGUGUGUUCUAUGCUGCCUAACGAGGACUCCAUUAAGGAGAUUGCAAAGGUGGAUUGCAAAGAAGUACUGGACAUCAUAUGUAAUCUGGAAUCUGAGGGGCAAGAAAACACUGCGUUUAUUCUUUGUACAACAUACCUUACUCAUCAACUUCAAACAGCAAACGUGUAUUGCUCUUGGGAGCUGACGCUUUUCUGGAGCAAAUUGCAGAGAAGAAUAGAUCCUUCUUUAGAUUCCUUCUUGGAGAGAUGUCGUCAAUUUGGCAUCAUUGCCAAGACACUACAGCAUUUAUUUUUCUUGAUAAGAGUCAUACAGUCUGAAGCAGAAGAAGCAGGACUUGCUGUAUCUGUUCUUUUGUGUGUGAGAGCCCUUCAGAUCAGAUCGAAUGGAAGUGAUGAAAUGAAGACAUCGGUGUGUAAAACAAUAGCAUGCCUUUUACCAGAAGACCUUGAAGUUCGAAGAGCUUGUCAGCUCACUGAAUUCUUGCUGGAGCCAACUUUGAGUGGAUUUAAUAUGUUGGAGGAGCUCUAUAUGCAACCAGAUCAAAAAUUUGAUGAAGAAAAUGCGCUGGUUCCAAACUCGCUCCGUUGUGAGCUGCUGUUAGCUUUAAAAGCAUAUUGGCCAUUUGAUCCUGAAUUUUGGGACUGGAAGACUUUAAAGCGACAUUGCCUUAAACUUUUAGGGAAAGCAGGUUCUGAUUCUGAGGACGAUGCAAGCUGUAAUAUGUCAAUCAAUGAAACCGACAUGUUAGAAACUUUCUUCAGUGACUGUGAUGAGGCGAAAGACCACAAAUACUAUGAUGGAAAAGACCCAAUAAACUACCACAAAGAAAAAGCAAGAGUGAAAAAACCAAUUGGUUCUUCAGAACGAUACCAGAGAUGGCUUCAGUACAAAUUUUUUUGUGUGCUUUGCAAAAGGGAGUGUAUAGAGGCUAGAAUACUGCAUCAUUCUAAGAUGCACAUGGAAGAUGGCAUUUACACGUGUCCAGUGUGUACAAAAAAGUUCAAGAGAAAGGAAUUUUUCGUACCACAUGUAAUGGAACACGUUAAGAUGCCACCUAGUAGAACACACAGACCUAAAAAGAAAAUAAUACUAAAAAAAGAGAGAUCACCACAAAAGACAACAGCUUCCAGCAGCCCCACUCCGACCCUUCAGGAGAAGUCACAUCAGCCAGAGCUCUCCGAAGCCUUCGGGAACGAUGCACAUGAAUACGUCACAUUCAGCCAACUGGAGAAUUGCCAGCUACAGGACAGAGACAUCUACCCGUGUCCUGGAACAGAUUGCUCUAGAGUAUUUAAACAGUUCAAAUAUUUAAGCGUGCAUCUGAAAGCUGAACAUCAAAACAACGACGAGAAUGCAAAACACUACUUGGAUAUGAAAAACAGGAGAGAGAAGUGCGCUUUCUGUCGCCGACACUUCAUGACAUCCUUUCAUCUGCGGGAACACGAGCGUGUGCACUGUGGGCCUCAGCCAUAUAUGUGUGUGUCGAUGGACUGCUAUGCCAGGUUUGGGUCAGUCAAUGAGCUUCUUAAUCACAAACAAACGCACGAUGAUCUUCGUUAUAAGUGCGAGCUAAAUGGCUGUAACAUUGUUUUCAGUGACUUGGGGCAACUUUACCACCAUGAGGCACAGCACUUCAGAGAUGCUUCGUAUACCUGCAACUUCUUUGGUUGCAAAAAGUUUUAUUAUUCAAAAACUGAAUUUCAGAAUCACCUUGCAGUGCACAAUAUUGCGGUGUCCAAUGGAGAAGUGAAGCAAACGGUGAAACUGGAAGAGUCUCAAUUGCUCGAACAAUCUGAAAAUUCCCAUCAGAAUGAAACCUUGGAUCCCACAGGAUCAGAGGAAAUCCCCCAGAUUAAAGAAGAAGCUCUCUCUGAUAGUGAGGAUCUAGACAGUGAAAGUAAUUGCAGUCUUCACUGUGGAAACCACAGUGGGACUGCUGCAGUGAACGAAGGCAAGGUCCCUCCUUUACUGAUUGAAACACUGGCUCACGGUCAGACAGUUCCGAGCUUUCUCAUGUCCCGAGAAGGAGUCUUCCAUUCAGCCGAUGUGAAACAGCAGUGUUCCAAUGCAGCAGUUUGCUUUGAUGAAAAGAAAUUUUCCUGCGGCUUUGAAGGCUGCUGUUCCGCACACAAGAACUCCAGAAGUGUGCACAAACACCUCCGCAGGGCUCAUCCGUAUAACUUCAAAGGUAAAAAAGGUAUGGAGGUGAAAACUAAAGACUUUCUUGAUGUGUUGAGUGAUGCUCCAGAAAGCCAAUCCCCUACAGACAUCAGUACAGAGUUCGGUCAUAAGUCAGACAGAAAUACCGACUCUCCAGAAAGCUCAUACUGCAAUGUAAAUGCUAAAGGAAACAACAGCUUCAAGGAAGAAACAUAUCCUUCUUCUCCAGAAACAUCUUUUUAUGACAGUUCUAAAGAAUCAAGUAUUGAAGAUAACAUGUUGGAACUCAUGUUAGGCUUAAAACAUCUCAGUUUAAAAAACUCUAACAUUCAGAGUUCUUCAAGAAGUAAGCGUGUUUUGGGCUCCUUGCAGUCUUGUUCAUCUAGAGACACCAAGUGCCCCGAGUCAGGAGUCGAUGCAACUACCUCAAAGUUUAAGUUCCAAGAGCAGCAAGAUAACUUGCCCAGCCAGUACCUUACUCAGCUGGCAGCUAAACCAUUCUUCUGCGAAUGUCAGGGAUGCACAUGUGAAUUUGUGACGAGAGAAGCUCUCUUAAUGCAUUAUGUUAAAAAGCAUAACUAUUCCAAGGAAAUGGUUCUUCAACUGAAUAUGUUCCAGCAUCGGUACUCGCCUUUUAAGUGUCAUAUUUGCCAAAGAUCAUUUACGAGAAAAACACACCUUAGGAUUCACUACAGAAACAAGCAUCAGAUUGGCUGCGAGCAGGUGGCUCAUAAGGUGUGUUCUAAUGAAAAAUUUGAUCACGUCGGCUUAUGUACAGACGACGUGCAUAAAAAUAGUGCUGUUCCAACACCUGUCUGUCCAACCAAGGUUGAGUUCAUUGACCGUUCUGAACAGCGGUGUCAUCCUAAAAAGGAGGAAUGUAGUUCUGAGACGGAUUUGGAGUCCAGUGAGGAGACGGAUGGUAACAUAACAAGAAAAUCAUCCAAAAUAGCAACUCUGGACAGCCAUAGGGAAGAACUGGAAGCAAGAGAGGGGAGAGGAAGUAAAAGAACAGUUGCUAAAGGAAACUUAUGUUAUAUAUUGCAUAAGUACCACAAACCAUUUCAUUGCAUACAUAAAAGUUGCAACUCUGCGUUUACCAACCAGAAAGGUUUGAUUCGCCAUUAUAGGACUGUUCACCAGUAUAAUAAGGAACAGCUUUGCUUAGAAAAAGACAAAGCAAGAACAAAAAGGGAACUUGUCAAAUGUAAAAAAAUAUUUGCAUGCAAACAUAAAGAGUGUGGUAAGCGUUUUUUCUGUUCUAAAGACCUCGCUAAGCAUUGUAGUGACUUCCACAAUGAACAUUUGGACGACCAAAAGCUGCUUGCUGGGACUGAAUCUGCAAGGUUUGCUUGCAAUCAAGCCCAGUGCCCUGCUGUGUUUUGUACCUUCAGUAAGCUGAAACAGCACCUCAUAGAAGAACAUGCCAGCGGAGAGAGAAUAAACAAGGAUUUUGAAAUCCAUUGCGACCUUAACGGCUGUAACCGGAUUUUCACGAACUACAGUCACUAUUCUCAGCACGUGUAUUUCCGACACAGUGAAUAUUACGACGAUCUCUUUGGGAAUCAGAAAGAGGAGCAAGAUAAUCAUGACAAAAAUAAAAGUGGACAAAGUUGUGUGAGAGGCGGUUUUGGCCUUAACAAGCAGAAUGGAAAGAGGGUCAAAGACAAACCGAAAAGAACUAACAGAAGUAAAGAAAAGCAUUUGCUUAGUUUCAAAACAAAAGAGGAAGCGUUGCAGAUGUGUCAGGAGAAUUCUAAUCAGACCCAGUACCCGUGCAUGGUUGUGGGAUGUCUGUCUGUUGUAAAGUUGGAAAGCAGUAUAUUGAGGCACUAUAAACGCACACAUCAGAUGACCAACAUGUACAUAGAGCAGAGGAUUCAGAAACUUGUUCUUUGCGUUAAAUGUGGCACAAUGACUGAAAAGCAGUCCUGCUCUGAACCAGCUUUAGACUUAGAUAAAAAAGACGUAGAGGUGAAAGAGGAGAAAUCAGCUGAUCCUGAACGUCCGCAGGAAGCGGAGAAGUCUCCUGUUUCAAACACUGACUGCCAGCAUCAGGAUGUGAGCAGUGAGGAGCAAAAGCGAUGUCCGCCGAGUAGUGAGAGCUUCGAUCCGAGUGCCUUUACGUAUUCGGGCACUUUAAACUGUAGCCACGGUCCCAAAAGCAGCUGUUCGGAAGAGCAUAACGUCAGGGAGUCAGUCAUAGGGAACAGUGAAGAACUUUCUGAAAAUAGUGAAAGAGAAAAUAGCUCUUAUUUCUCCAGUUUACAAUUAGAACUGCCAAGAGAGAAGGAUGCAGAAGGAUGCGAGCAUAGCGCAGUUAAUCAGAACGCAAAAAGAAAUGUGCUUUUUGCUACAAAAGACAAAUUUCAGAAGCCUCCAGUCUCCAGACCGUUUGAUUUAAAGACAUAUAAACCGAUGGGCUUUGAGUCUUCAUUUUUAAAAUUCAUUCAGGAAAGUGAGGGAAAAGAUGACGAUGAUGAUGAUUUUGAUGAGGUGGUGGAAUGGGAGUCCCCCGAGCAGCUGCCGGUAGAUAGAGCUUUGCAGCAAGAGGGAGAGGCUCAGAAGGACUCCCCUCUGAAUAGCUGUGCCAGUGACAAAAGUGUCGUCAUACCCCAAAGUGAUCCCGGGCAGCUCACAGAAAUGCAGCCCUUGUUGGCAGAGCCCUCAUCUGCCCCUUCUUUAGAAAACCUGAGGGCGAUCUUGGACAAGGCGCUGACGGGCUGCGGAGACCUUGCCUUAAAGCAGCUCCAUUACUUAAGGCCUGUAGUUGUUCUUGAAAGAUCCAAAUUUUCCACAGCCCUUAUAGAUUUAUUUCCGACGAAAAAGGCAGACGAGCUCUGCGUAGGAAGUAUGUGAGCAGUUCUGCUUGGAGCAGCUUGCCUGCACUGCUGCUAAUGGGGAGAAUUCACGUCAGAGCAGUAGCUGUCACAGUUCACACUGUUUAGGUUAGUUUAGACUGUUUAAUUACAUGAAUGUAUAAUAUCUGUCAAAAGCAUUGGCCAAGUUAAUUUAGCUCCCUCUUCCCCUCCCCUUUUUUUUUUUUUUCUCCAAUGGACUGCUGAUUUUGGUGCUAUUUAACACAUCCGAGUACUGGAGGCUUCCUCCUGCAGCGUACAUGUGCAUGACUGUGUAUGGAACAGUGCUGGGGUACCAGGGUUUGGGGCGAUGGAGUUGACUUGAAUGUGCACCUGAGGGUGCUUUGUGUAACAUAUUGUACACUACAGCAUCUUAUAUUUUUUGAGUUAUGAGUUUCAAUAAAUUACAAUUUUUCACCCA
Messenger RNA from Gallus gallus (chicken), 6154 nucleotides. RefSeq names its product rearranged L-myc fusion (gene RLF). The record is from RefSeq and is a predicted model, not a curated record. Bases 68 to 5734 code for a protein of 1888 amino acids. Gene Ontology annotation, cellular component: nucleus. Gene Ontology annotation, molecular function: DNA binding; DNA-binding transcription factor activity, RNA polymerase II-specific. NCBI's taxonomy places the organism in Eukaryota, Metazoa, Chordata, Aves, Galliformes, Phasianidae. Gene Ontology annotation, biological process: regulation of transcription by RNA polymerase II. The transcript is spliced from 8 exons.